AUGAGCUCCCUUCGCAUGGUUGUGCUCGGCUCUGCCGUGGCCUCUGCUUCCGCCAUCGCUGGCGUCCACAACAACUCCACGGCCACCGGCCACAUCGUCUACACCACCGAGGUCGUCACGGCCCUGACCACCUACUGCCCUGCCCCCACGACCCUCACCCACGGCGACAAGACCUACACCAUCACCUCGGCCACCACCCUGACCAUCACCGACUGCCCCUGCACCAUCAGCAAGCCCGUCCAGCCCACCGCCGUCCCUACUCCCGCCCCGGGCUGCAACGACAAGUGCCAGGCCACCUACGACCAGUGCCGCGGCAAGCCUGGUGCCAACCUGUCCACCUGCGUCUCCGACUUUGAGGGCUGCAAGGCCUCUUGCACCGGUGCCACCACGGCCGCUCCCUCCAAGCCCGUCUCGCCUACCGUUGUCCCUGCUCCCGCCCCGGGCUGCAACGACAAGUGCCAGGCCACCUACGACCAGUGCCGCGGCCAGUCUGGUGCCAACCUGUCCACCUGCGUCUCCAAUUUUGAGGGCUGCAAGGCCUCUUGCACCGGUGCCUCUGCCCCUGCUCCUCCCCCUGCCCCUGCUCCCACUGCCGCCAAGCCCUCUGGUAACUCUACCACUCCCGUCACCGCCGGUGCUGGUGCCCUGGCCCCGGCCAAGGUUCUCCUUGCCCUGGGUGCUAUUGCCUUGCUGUAA
Messenger RNA from Metarhizium brunneum ARSEF 3297, 696 nucleotides. RefSeq lists its product as uncharacterized. The record is from RefSeq and is a predicted model, not a curated record. Lineage: Eukaryota; Fungi; Ascomycota; Sordariomycetes; Hypocreales; Clavicipitaceae. Gene Ontology annotation, biological process: fungal-type cell wall organization. Gene Ontology annotation, cellular component: fungal-type cell wall. Gene Ontology annotation, molecular function: structural constituent of cell wall.